CAUGUCCGACAGGCCUUCACCAAUUCACGAUGACCUUCUUGACCCCAAUCUUGCUUUACCCAGUAAUACUUCAUCAAUUUACACAAAUUUUACUGACCCAUCGCUGCAUGACAUUUCUCCAAGCGAAGAUCCUGUUGUAAAUCCAUCCUCAAGUCAACCGUCGACUAUGACGGCUGACUUGUCCCUUUCCACUUCCAAGCCGUCGCCACAUCCCUGCAAAGUUUGUGGGGUUAAUGCUUUCUUUUUGUGCAGGGCAUGUGGGUUUGAUGGACCGCGAUAUUGUUCAGAAAAAUGUCAAGAGGAAGAUUGGAGAGACGAGCAUCAUUCGAAAUGUAAAGCGAAAAAGAAAACCAAUACAGAAGAACAUUCUCAUGAAAGGGGAAGUAGCGAGGGUAAAAGUACAGGCCAUAAGGCAUUGACCAGAGGAGAUAUUGCACAACUUAUUAAUACUAAAC
Paraglomus occultum is the source of this 455-nucleotide messenger RNA. The record is from the annotation of a GenBank genome assembly. Lineage: Eukaryota; Fungi; Glomeromycota; Glomeromycetes; Paraglomerales; Paraglomeraceae.